Messenger RNA from Amorphotheca resinae ATCC 22711, 973 nucleotides. RefSeq lists its product as hypothetical. The record is from RefSeq and is a predicted model, not a curated record. The coding region runs from base 150 to 743 and encodes 197 amino acids. The transcript has a single exon. NCBI's taxonomy places the organism in Eukaryota, Fungi, Ascomycota, Leotiomycetes, Helotiales, Amorphothecaceae.
AUUGGGAUUCGGGGAUUGAGGCUCAAUAGUUUGUCUCUCUUUACUUUCUCAAUUCCUUUUUUUUUCUCUCCGAGAUGAGAAAUUGAAUAGCACCGCUAUGAGAAGAGGUUGAUUUGUGAGCGAGGGAUUGAUUCAUUGAAGCACGGCAGAUGGGUUGGUACUGUGACUGGAAUAUCUGUUGGUGGGGAUGUGAAGCUAUCGCGGAAGUCGGGCAGCGAGGGACGACGAUAUGGAUUCCUCUGAAUCUGCAACCAGACUGCGAAAUAUCUAGGAAGAUAUUGAUUGUGAGGGGUUUUAUUUCGUCGAAGGAAGGGAAGUAUUACUGUAUCUCUCUCCUCUCAUCUUCUCAGACCUCUCGAAAGAUAGAGCGUUCACUCUUUACUCAUUAUAGCUUACUUAAGGUACUUCUAUACUAUGACCGGCCUCGAAGAAGACACUCUCGUGCCAUUCACGCUCCCCGCCGACGCUCCCUCGAUCCUUCGACCCUCUCCCUCCCUCUGCACGAAGCAGAGCAAAGCAGAAUUCAUCAGCAAACCCACCCCAGCUUGCUCCUCUCCGCUUCUCCUCUCCUCUCCCACCUCCCCAACCACAUCUCAAGAUCAUACCUAUCCAUUCAGAACCCCGCACCUCUCCUCGUCUAUAUAUAUCAUACUCGUCUCUCCCAGUGCAGCAGACACAUAUGUCCGUCUCCGAAAGCUGGACGGAUGGCGGGGGGUCGAGAUGUAUAUUUCGAUGAUGGAUAAAGAAGGGAUCUUGAAGCUGGAAGGUUGAGGUGUAGGAGUUAAGGAGGUUUGGAUGAGCGGGGGGUGUAUAAGGCGUGGUUCUCUGGGUGCUGGACGCGCUGGUUAGGUGCGGAUCAGAGGUCGAAGGAGGGGGAGCUGGCCAUAUGCUUGCUUGCUUCACACCUUUCAGGUCACGUUAUUUACGAGAGUAUCUCAGAAGUAGAAUAAAAGUAGAAAGAAUCCCCAUGCAA